CCAUCUUUUUUAAUUUCCCAGCUUUGCUUUGCUCUCUCACUUCCCUUCUUCAACCCCAAACCUAUAUUUCUACAGUAAGAUUUGUGCGCUUCCAGACUGCUAAAGGUUGGAUUCAGAAGUUGAGCUAUACCUUUUUUGCUUAAGGAAACAGUUAUAGAGAAGAAUUCCCAGAAAUGUCUAGCUCUUCAAAAGUUCUGGAUCCUGCAUUUCAGGGAGUGGGUCAAAGACCCGGGACUGAAAUCUGGCGUAUUGAGAAUUUUCAGCCAGUUCCGUUACCGAAGUCGGACUAUGGAAAAUUCUACAUGGGGGAUUCUUAUAUCGUCUUACAGACAACAUCUAGCAAGGCGGGUUCAUAUCUGUAUGACAUACACUUCUGGAUCGGUAAAGAUACUAGUCAGGAUGAGGCUGGAACAGCUGCUAUAAAAACUAUUGAGCUAGAUGCAGUACUUGGAGGGCGUGCUGUACAGCAAAGGGAACUUCAAGGGCUUGAAUCUGAUAAAUUUUUGUCGUACUUUAAACCUUGCAUUAUCCCAUUGGAAGGUGGUAUUGCUUCUGGAUUUAAAAAGCCAGAAGAAGAAGAGUUUGAAACACGGUUGUAUGUCUGUAGAGGGAAGCGUGUUGUCAGAUUGAAGCAGGUUCCUUUUGCCCGUUCUUCACUGAAUCACGAUGAUGUAUUUAUCCUGGAUACUCAGAAUAAGAUUUAUCAAUUCAAUGGUGCAAACUCUAACAUUCAAGAAAGGGCAAAAGCAUUAGAAAUUAUUCAGUUUCUAAAAGAAAAGUAUCAUGAGGGAACCUGUGAUGUUGCAAUUGUGGAUGAUGGUAAAUUGGACACGGAGUCCGAUUCAGGUGAGUUCUGGGUCCUCUUUGGUGGUUUUGCUCCAAUCGGCAAGAAGGUUGCCAGUGAAGAUGAUGUUAUUCCUGAAAGUAGUACUGCUAAACUUUACAGCAUAACUGAGGGCGAGGUGAAGAUUGUAGAAGGUGAACUAUCAAAAGGACUAUUGGAAAACAACAAAUGCUAUCUACUAGACUGCGGCGCUGAGGUUUUUGUUUGGGUUGGACGGGUGACACAAGUAGAGGACAGAAAAGCCUCCAGUCAAGUUGCUGAGGACUUUAUUGCUAGCCAGAAUAGACCAAAAGCAACACGCAUAACCCGGGUCAUCCAAGGGUAUGAAACCAAUUCAUUCAAGAGCCACUUUGAUUCUUGGCCAGCAGGGUCUACAGCUCCUGGUGCAGAGGAAGGAAGAGGAAAAGUAGCAGCUUUGCUGAAGCAACAAGGAAUUGGUGUCAAGGGGACGAGCAAAAGUGCUCCUGUAAAUGAAGAAGUUCCUCCUUUGCUUGAAGGCGGUGGAAAGAUGGAGGUAUGGUGCAUCAAUGGCAGUGCCAAGACACCGUUGCCAAAAGAGGAUAUUGGUAAAUUCUAUAGUGGAGACUGCUACAUUGUGCUUUAUACCUACCACUCGGGUGACAGGAAAGAAGAUUACUUUCUUUGCUGUUGGAUUGGAAAGGAUAGCAUUGAGGAAGACCAGAAGAUGGCUGCUCGACUGGCUAACACGAUGUGUAACUCACUUAAGGGCAGGCCUGUUCAGGGUCGAGUCUUUGAAGGAAAAGAACCACCCCAGUUCAUUGCACUUUUUCAACCUAUGGCGGUCCUUAAGGGUGGUCUAAGCACUGGCUACAAAAAGAGUAUAGCAGACAAAGGCUUGACGGAUGAAACCUACACUGCAGAUUGCGUUUCUCUAUUUCAAAUUUCAGGAACCUCCGUGCACAAUAAUAAAACAUUGCAAGUUGAUGCGGUGGCAACAUCUUUGAACUCAACUGAUUGUUUCCUACUGCAAUCUGGAUCUUCAAUGUUUACUUGGCAUGGAAAUCAAAGCACCUAUGAACAGCAGCAAUUAGCUGAAAGAGUUGCUGAAUUUUUUAAGCCUGGAGUUGCCCUCAAACAUGCUAAAGAAGGAAAGGAGAGCUCUGCCUUCUGGUUUGCACUUGGGGGGAAAGAAAGUUAUACCAGCAAAAAUGCAGCUACAGAGGUUGUCAGGGAUCCCCACUUGUUCACCUUCUCUCUUAACAAAGGAAAGUUUGAGGUUGAAGAAGUUUACAAUUUCUCUCAGGACGAUCUCUUGACAGAAGAUAUUUUGAUACUUGACACACAUGCUGAAGUGUUUGUUUGGGUUGGUCAGUGUGCUGACCCCAAAGAAAAGCAAAAUGCAUUCGAAAUUGCCCAGAAAUACAUAGACAUGGCUUCAUCUCUAGAAGGCUUGUAUCCACAUGUUCCACUUUACAAAGUUACUGAAGGAAACGAACCCUGCUUCUUCACAACAUUCUUCUCAUGGGAUUCCACCCAAGCUACUGUGCAAGGAAAUUCAUUCCAGAAGAAGGUGGCAUUACUCUUUGGGGCUAGCCAUGCUGCAGAGAACAAGUCCAAUGGGAACCAAGGGGGUCAUACACAAAGGGUUUCAGCUUUAGCGGCCUUGUCCUCUGCAUUUAAUCCUUCUUCUGCCAAAUCAACCCCUUCGGCACAGGAUCGAACCAACGGAAAUCAAGGAGGAUCUACACAGAGAGCUUCAGCUUUAGCUGCCUUGUCAUCUGCAUUUAAUCCGUCAUCUGCUAGCAAAAUCUCUACCCCUAAGCCUUCCAGCACUAGUCAGGGAUCGCAAAGAGCGGCAGCUGUAGCGGCUCUUUCUUCGGUUCUUACUGCUGAAAAGAAGAAACAGUCACCUGAUGCAUCCCCUGCAAAAUCCACUAGCAGUACUCCUGCAGUAACCAGCCCACCUCCUGAAGCAAAGAGUGAAGUGGACCCUUCUGAAAUAGAGGUUCCUGAAGCCAACGAGACUGGUAUAGUAUCCGAAACCAAUGGGGAGGAUUCAGAACCAAAGAAAGAGAGCGAGCAGAAUGAGAACGGGAGUGGAAGCACUCAAAGUACUUUCAGUUACGAUCAGCUGAAGGCCAAAUCUGAAAAUCCUGUAACUGGGAUUGAUUUCAAACGGAGAGAGGCUUAUUUGUCAGAUGAGGAGUUCAAGACAGUAUUCGGGAUGGAGAAAGUAGCAUUUUAUAAAUUGCCAAAGUGGAAGCAAGACAUGCUGAAAAAGAAGGUUGAUUUAUUCUAGAGAAUGAAUGCCAUACCAUGUCCUUCAUCUACAUUCUAACUAGCAAACGCUUCAUUGAAUCCGGUAUUCACUUCUCUCGAAAAUUGUGGUUUCGUUAGUAUACGAUGUGCUUGGAUUGCGUUAUCUUGUUUGCCUUUUCUGAUAUAGUCGUGGCUAGUAUCCGAUUGCGACGUUGGUUGAAAGAGUGAUUUUUUUUAGCUUCCGCCCCCCCUCCUGGCGUCACUGGCUUUUGUAAGGAUCACAUGGUAGUAUACAAGGAGAGUUGGCAGGUCAACAUUCUUUCAUUUGGUUGUCAUAUUUGUUUCCUUGUUUUAGCUUGGUGUAUAUGAUUUGCAUUUGUAUGAAUAUAUUUUCAUCCAUGGUUUGAGAUUGAGAAUAUUGUUUU
Molecule: messenger RNA, 3489 nt
Organism: Hibiscus syriacus
Lineage: Eukaryota; Viridiplantae; Streptophyta; Magnoliopsida; Malvales; Malvaceae
Product: villin-2-like
Exons: 24
Coding region: 174-3104 (976 amino acids)
Biological process (GO): cytoskeleton organization; actin filament severing
Molecular function (GO): actin filament binding
Source: RefSeq, a predicted model, not a curated record